This is a messenger RNA of Lytechinus variegatus (green sea urchin), 1671 nucleotides long. Its product is annotated as ankyrin repeat domain-containing protein 50-like. NCBI's taxonomy places the organism in Eukaryota, Metazoa, Echinodermata, Echinoidea, Temnopleuroida, Toxopneustidae. The transcript is spliced from 5 exons. Gene Ontology annotation, molecular function: transcription cis-regulatory region binding; protein binding. Bases 1 to 1671 code for a protein of 556 amino acids. Gene Ontology annotation, biological process: positive regulation of transcription by RNA polymerase II. Gene Ontology annotation, cellular component: nucleus. The record is from RefSeq and is a predicted model, not a curated record.
AUGGGUCAAAGAGCUGAGGUCAAUAAGAAGGAUAGGAAAGGUUGGACUGCAUUACACCAUUCUGCUUGGAAUGGGCAUAGUAAAGUCGUCAAAUAUCUGAUCAGUGAGGGAGCUGAGGACGCUAAGGAUGGUUAUGAUGGAUGGACUGCAUUACACCGUUCUGCUUGUAAUGGUCAUACUGACAUCGUUAAAUAUCUGGUCAGUCAAGGAGCUAAGGUCAAUGAGGAGGACAGAUGUGAGCGUACACGUGUUGACGUCAUGAAAUAUAUGAUCAGUGAGGGAGCCGAGGUCAAUAAGAGGGAUAACAUUGGCAAGACUACAUUACACCUUGCUGUUCAGCAUGGUAAAUUUGACGUCAUGAAAUAUCUGAUCAGUGAGGGAGCUGAGGUCAAUACGAGGGAUAACAUUGGCAAGACUGCAUUACACCUUGCUGCUGAGCAUGGUAAAUUUGACGUCAUCGAAUAUCUGAUCAGUGAGGGAGCUGAGGUCAAUACGAGGGAUAACAUUGGCAAGACUGCAUUACACCUUGCUGCUCAGCAUGCAUGCGAAUAUCUGAUCAGUGAGGGAGCUGAGGUCAAUAAGAAAGAUAAACAUGGUCGGAAUGCAUUACACAGGGCUGCAAAUCGUGAUGAUACGAACUACGUCGAAUAUCUUAUAAGUCAAGGAGCUGAGGUCAAUACGGGUGAUAACGGUGGCCGGACUGCAUUACAUGGGGCUGCGAGUUUUAAUCAUAUUGACGUCAUCGAAUAUCUGAUUAGUGAAGGAGCUGAGGUCAAUAAGAGGGAUAAAGAUGGCCGGACCGCAUUACACUGUGCUGCUGAGAAAGCUCAUUAUGACAUCAUCAAAUACCUUAUCAGCCAAGGAGCAGAUGUGAAUAAUAGAACAACCAAUGGUUGGACUGUGUUGCACAGUGCUGUUACCAACGGUCAUAUCGACACCAUAAAAUAUCUGAUUGGCCAAGGAGUUGAAGUCAAUAAGGAGGAUAAUGAUGGUCGGACUGUAUUACAUAAGGCUGCUGAGAAAGGUUAUGCCGACUCCGUCAUAUAUCUGAUCAGAAAAGGAGCUGAGGUCAAUAAGGAGGAUAAUGAUGGCCUGACUGCAUUACAUAUGGCUGCUAAGAGAUAUAAUAUCUACUCCUUACAAUAUCUAAUCAGAAAAGGAGCUGAGGUCAAUAAGGAGGAUAAUGAUGGUGUGACUGCAUUACAUAGGGCUGCUGAGAAUGGGUAUAUUGACUUCAUCAGAUAUCUGAUCAGUCAAGGAGCUGAGGUCACUAAGGGAGAUAAUAACAGCCGUACUGUAUUACACUGUGCUGCUUGGAAUGGUCAUAUUGAAGUGGUCAAAUAUCUGAUCAGUCAAGGAGCUGAGGUCAAUAAGGGGGACAACGACGGUCAGACUGCAUUACACAGUGUUGCUAACAGUGGUCAUAUUGACGUCAUCGAAUAUCUGAUCAGUCAAGGAGCUGAGGUCACCAAGGGAGAUAAUAAUGGCCGGACUGUAUUACACUGUGCUGUUUGGAAUGGUCAUAUUGAAGUCAUCAAAUAUCUGAUCGGUGAAGGAGCUGAGGUCAAUAAGGGGGAUAAAGAUGGCCGGACCGCAUUACACUGUGCUGCUGAGAAAGCUCAUUAUGACAUCAUCAAAUACCUUAUCAGCCAAGGAGCAGAUACGAGGUGA